AUGUGCAGUAAAUUCAUGACUAUCUUGAAGCAACUCCAUAUAAUGUAUGCCAAAUUUUUGAAGGACCUACUCACCAACAAGAGGAAGUUAGAAGAAGUCAACAUGAUGGCUCUCAAUGGAAAUUGUUUCACCAUUAUGGAUAAAAAGAUGCCGAUAAAGUUGAGAAAUUCUAGAAGCUUUGUGAUCCCAUAUUUGUUGGGUGAUAGCGUGAAAGAAAAAGCACUCGCCAAUUCUGGAUCUAGCAUAAAUGCAAUGUCGUAUACUAUUUACAUGAAGCUUAGAUUAAGAGAGUUGAGGCUGACAAGAAUGACCUUGCAGUUGGCCGAUAGGUUAGUAAGGAGGACACGGGGGAUUGUGGAAGAUGUGCUUGUAACUAUUGAAAAACUUGUCUUCCCAGUCGACUUUGCAAUUCUUGACAUAGAUGAGGAUGUAGAGACCCCAUUCAUUCUUGGAUGA
This is a messenger RNA of Dioscorea cayenensis subsp. rotundata (Guinea yam), 456 nucleotides long. RefSeq lists its product as uncharacterized. The transcript has a single exon. The coding region runs from base 1 to 456 and encodes 151 amino acids. The record is from RefSeq and is a predicted model, not a curated record. Lineage: Eukaryota; Viridiplantae; Streptophyta; Magnoliopsida; Dioscoreales; Dioscoreaceae.